Drosophila hydei is the source of this 1273-nucleotide messenger RNA. RefSeq names its product diphthine methyltransferase. The transcript has a single exon. The record is from RefSeq and is a predicted model, not a curated record. The coding region runs from base 60 to 1184 and encodes 374 amino acids. NCBI's taxonomy places the organism in Eukaryota, Metazoa, Arthropoda, Insecta, Diptera, Drosophilidae. Gene Ontology annotation, molecular function: protein binding.
GCUGCUUUGUAGUGUGACCAGAGCGCAUUUUUUGUGCGCUAUUUUUUUAUUCAGCAGCCAUGCAGUUUACGACACUGCACAACGUGGACACCGAAUACUCGGCGGAUUCGGUGGAAUGGUGUACACAGGAUGAGAAGCAUGACAAAUAUUUUGCCUGUGGCACCUAUCAGCUGGUUGAGGCUGAGGAGAACAGCGCCGCUCCAGCUUCAGCUGAGGUGCAACGGCCACGAAAGGGUCGCAUUUAUUUGUUUGCCUUCGACAGAGAAAAUGGCACACUGAAACAGCUGCAGUGCAUCGAAACGGCAGCAAUAUUGGACAUGAAGUGGCUGCCGGCUUGGAGCUGCAAUACAGGUCCGCUGCUGGCCACAGUUAAUGCUCUAGGUGAUGUGGGGAUCUACGAACUGCUGGACUCAGAGCGGCGAUUGCAGCAGCGCGCACAGCUUGCGCUGGAAGAGACUCCGCUAAACGUAUCAAAGGCUCUGGCACUUUCCCUCGACUGGAAAUAUUUUGAUGAUGUUGGUGCAGGUGCAGUGCAGCUGCUCGUCUCCGAUUCGCUGGGUAAUAUCCAUCAAUUGCAGUAUACGGCACAGGAUGAGCUAAAGAAGCUCCACACUUGGCAUGCGCAUGAAUUCGAGGCGUGGACAUGCGCCUUUGAUCGCUGGAAUCCACAGCGUGUUUUCAGCGGCGGCGACGACAGUUUGCUGCAUGCCUACGAUUUGCGCACCGGUACGGAGGAGCAGUCACAACGAAUCUGGACAAAUAGAGCUCAUGGCGCUGGCGUCACCUGUCUGCUCAGCCAUCCAAAAAACGAACAUCAACUGCUUACGGGCAGCUAUGACGAGCUACUGCGUGUGUUCGAUACAAGGGCUAUGAAACGCAGCCUAACAGAACUGAAUCUAAAUGGUGGCAUCUGGCGGCUUAAGCCCCAUCCACAACGAACUGACAUAAUCCUAACUGCAUGCAUGUACAAAAAUUUUAGUGUUGUGCACUUGAAGGAAGGAGCGCUAAGUCUCCUGGGCAGCUACGAGGAGCAUUCGAGCAUUUGUUAUGGUGCCGAUUGGGCGCCAAAUAUCGAUAAAUCCGAACUGUCGGAUGACCACUCACACAGUCUCCACAUGGCCACCUGCUCCUUCUACGACCAUAAACUGUGUGUGAGCAAAGUAGACACCAAAUUCGAAUCGUGAUUUUUAAUAUAAAUAUAUGUAUUUAAGAAAUCGCAUUAUUCAAAUAAAAUACAUAUAUACGCCAAGCCGUUAAAAGUUAAGAAAUAUCA